CAUCCCCCACCCCCACCGCCCACCGCCCAGCCUCUGGCGGCGAUGAGACAGAGCGGCACCUCCCAGCCCCUGCUGAUCAACAUGUACCUGCCAGAUCCGGUCGGAGACGGUCUCUUCAAAGAAGGGAAGAGCCCGGGGUGGGGGCCGCUGAGCCCCGCGGUACAAAAAGGCAGUGGGCAGAUCCAGCUGUGGCAGUUUCUGCUGGAGCUGCUGGCGGACCGCGCCAACGCCGGCUGCAUCGCGUGGGAAGGUGGCCACGGCGAGUUCAAGCUCACGGACCCAGACGAGGUGGCGCGGCGCUGGGGCGAGCGCAAGAGCAAGCCCAACAUGAACUACGACAAGCUGAGCCGCGCGCUGCGCUACUACUACGACAAGAACAUCAUGAGCAAGGUGCACGGCAAACGCUACGCCUACCGCUUCGACUUCCAGGGCCUGGCGCAGGCCUGCCAGCCGCCGCCGACCCACGCGCAGGCCGCCGCCGCCGCGGCCGCUGCCGCCGCGGCCGCCCAGGACGGCGCGCUCUACAAGCUGCCCGCCGGCCUCGCCCCGCUGCCCUUCCCCGGCCUCUCCAAACUCAACCUCAUGGCCGCCUCCGCCGGCGUCGCGCCCGCCGGCUUCUCCUACUGGCCGGGCCCGGGCCCUGCCGCCACCGCCGCCGCCACCGCCGCGCUCUACCCUAGCCCCGGCUUGCAGCCCCCGCCCGGGCCCUUCGGCGCCGUAGCCGCCGCCUCGCACUUGGGGGGCCAUUACCACUAGACGCGCGGCCGGGUGUGCGCGGCCUCUCCCAGCCGCCCAGAGCCUCGCUCGGUCCCGUCCACGUCCCGGGGAGGAGUCCCCGGCGCCUCCCCGACGUUCCUCCGACCUCGGAUUUGACUGCAUCCUUCGCCGCGCCCACCCCGGGGGAAGGGACCCGAAGCCCUCUCGGUUUUCCUUUAACACCGGACGUCCCCGGCUCCCCCCCACCCAACCUCUGGGGAGGGGGAGG
Phyllostomus discolor (pale spear-nosed bat) is the source of this 985-nucleotide messenger RNA. RefSeq names its product FEV transcription factor, ETS family member (gene FEV). The coding region runs from base 43 to 756 and encodes 237 amino acids. The record is from RefSeq and is a predicted model, not a curated record. Gene Ontology annotation, cellular component: nucleus. Gene Ontology annotation, molecular function: sequence-specific DNA binding; DNA-binding transcription factor activity, RNA polymerase II-specific. Gene Ontology annotation, biological process: regulation of transcription by RNA polymerase II; cell differentiation. NCBI's taxonomy places the organism in Eukaryota, Metazoa, Chordata, Mammalia, Chiroptera, Phyllostomidae. The transcript is spliced from 3 exons.